AUGUUACAGCAGUGGGUUGUGUUCUUGUCUUUCAGUCUCGUUUUCUCCAUUCAUUCUUCUUGUAUUUCGCUCCCCCUUUUCCCCUUUCACUCUUCUUGUCUUUCGCUCCCUUUUUCCCCUUUCACUCUUCUUGUCUUUCGCUCCCUUUUCCCCCUUUCACUCUUCUUGUCUUUCGCUCCCUUUUUCCCCUUUUCACAUUUUUGUCUUUUCGCUCCCCCCUUUUCCCAUUUCUUUUUCUGCUUGUCUCCCCCCUUUUCCCCUUUCUUUUCUUCUUUCUUCUUGUCUUUCGCUCCCCUUUUUCCCAUUUCUUUCUUCUUGUCUCCCCCUUUUCCCAUUUCUUUCUUCUUGUCUUUUCCUCCCCCUUUUUCCAUUUCCUCUUCUUGUCUUUCGCUCUCUCUUUUCCCAUUUCAUUUCUUCUUGUCUUUCGCUCCCCUUUUCUCCAUUCCUCUUCUUGUCUUUUUUCCCCUUUUUCCCAUUUCUUUCUUUCUUGCUUUCUCCCCCUUUCCCCUUUUUUCUUUCUUCUUGUCUUUCUCUCUCUUUUCCCAUUCUUUUCUUCUUGUCUUUCGCUCUCUCUUUUUCCCAUUUCACUCUUCUUGUCUUUCGCUCUCUCUUUUCCCAUUUCACUCUUCUUGUCUUUUUCGCUCUCUCUUUUCCCAUUUCUUUCUUCUUUCUUUUUGUCUCUUUUCCCAUUUCUCCCCUUUUCUCCUUUCCCCCUUCUUGUCUUUCGCUCCCCCUUUUCCCAUUUCACUCUGCUUGUCUCCCCCCUUUUCCCCUUUCACUCUUCUUGUCUUUCACUCCCCCUUUUUCCAUUUCCUCUUCUUGUCUUUUCUUUCUCUUCUCUUUUCCUUUUUCUUGUCUUUCCUUGUCUUUUUCCCAUUUCUUUUUCUUGUCUUUUUUCCUCUCUUUUCACUCUUCUUGUCUUUCGCUCCCCUUUUCCCAUUUCCUCUUCUUGUCUUUUCCCCCCCUUUUCCCUUUCACUCUUCUUGUCUUUCGCUCUCUCUUUUCCCAUUUCACUCUUCUUGUCUUUCGCUCUCUCUUUUCCCAUUUCUUUCUUCUUGUCUUUCGCUCUCUCUUUUCCCAUUUCUUUCUUCUUGUCUUUCGCUCUCUCUUUUCCCAUUUCUUUCUUCUUGUCUUUCGCUCUCUCUUUUCCCAUUUCACUCUUCUUGUCUUUCGCUCUCUCUUUUCCCAUUUCACUCUUCUUGUCUUUCGCUCCCCCUUUUCUCCUUUCACUCUUCUUGUCUUUCGCUCCCCCUUUUCCCAUUUCACUCUGCUUGUCUCCCCCCUUUUCCCCUUUCACUCUUCUUGUCUUUCACUCCCCCUUUUUCCAUUUCACUCUUCUUGUCUUUCGCUCUCUCUUUUCCCAUUUCACUCUUCUUGUCUUUCGCUCCCCCUUUUCUCCUUUCACUCUUCUUGUCUUUCGCUCCCCCUUUUCCCAUUUCAUUCUUCUUGUCUUUCUCUCUUUUUUUCUUUCUUCUUGUCUUUCGCUCUCUCUUUUCCCAUUUCACUCUUCUUGUCUUUCGCUCUCUCUUUUCCCAUUUCUUUCUUCUUGUCUUUCGCUCUCUCUUUUCCCAUUUCUUUCUUCUUGUCUUUUUCUCUCUCUUUUCCCAUUUCUUUCUUCUUGUCUUUCGCUCUCUCUUUUCCCAUUUCUUUCUUCUUGUCUUUCGCUCUCUCUUUUCCCAUUUCUUUCUUCUUGUCUUUUUCGCUCUCUCUUUUCCCAUUUCUUUCUUCUUGUCUUUUGCUCUCUCUUUCCCAUUUUCACUCUUCUUGUCUUUCGCCCAUUUCAUUCUUUUCCCAUUUCUUUCUUCUUUUCUUUCGCUUCUUCUUUUCCCAUUUUUUUCUUCUUCUCUUUCGCUCUCUCUCUUUUCCCAUUUCAUUUUCUUCUUGUCUUUUCGCUUUUCCUUUUUCUUCUUGUUUUCAUUUCAUUUCAUUCUUCUUGUCUUUCGCUCCCCUUUUCCCAUUUCAUUCUUCUUGUCUUUUCGCUCCCCCUUUUUCCUUUUUUCAUUUUCCUCUUGUCUUUCGCUCCCCCUUUUCUCCUUUCACUCUUCUUGUCUUUCGCUCCCCAUUUUCCCAUUUCAUUCUUCUUGUCUUUCGCUCCCCUUUUCCCCUUUCAUUCUUCUUGUCUUUCGCUCCCCCUUUUCUCCUUACACUCUUCUUGUCUUUCGCUCCCCAUUUUCCCAUUUCACUCUUCUUGUCUUUCGCUCCCUCUGUUCCCCUUUCGCUCCUUUUUUUACCCUUUCACUCUUCUUGUCGUCUUUUGCUCCCCCUUUUAAUUUCUUGCCUUUUUCCGCUGUCCUUUCCCACCUUUCACUCUUGUCGUCUUUCUUCCUUACUUUUCCCUUACACUAUAAACCCGAAGCAAAAAUUCGGAAGCCGUCAAAUGGGGGGAAAUUGAUCACCUUUUGUGAAUUCUUUCUCCCUCCCCCAUCUAUCUAUCUAUCUAUCUAUCUAUCUAUCUAUCUAUCUAUCUAUAUCUAUCUAUCUAUAUAUAUAUAUAAUUAG
This is a messenger RNA of Acanthosepion pharaonis, 2499 nucleotides long. Lineage: Eukaryota; Metazoa; Mollusca; Cephalopoda; Sepiida; Sepiidae. The record is from the annotation of a GenBank genome assembly.